AGAAAAAAUAUUUUGCUAUUUAAAUGGAAGACACUGAACAGACAAUAAAUCGCGACUUUUCCUACUCAAAACUACCGGAAAUCUCAUUGUCAAAUAACAUUAAACUAUUGGAAAUAAAUAUUGAAAAUAAUGAAGAGAAAAGUUUUUUACCAACCAAAACAUCGAUGGAAGGUGAAAUCGAAACUGAAGACAAAAAAAAUAAUGUAGAAUCAACUAUCAAGCCAGGAAAAUUAUGGUUUUCAAGAGAGUUUUUAGUACAAUUUGGUAUUAUUUACGUUGCAAGUUUGUUAAUGUUUAUUACUGGAAUGCAUACCGGAUGGGUCGGACCAACAAUCUUAAAAUUAUCUUCAAAUAAUUCAGAAAUACCACUCACGUCAACAGAAGUCUCAUGGUUAGCAGCGAUGGUACCAUUUGGUGGUGGAAUUGGUCCAACAUUUGGUGCAAUAUUGGCCAAUAAAAUUGGACGUAAAAAUACAAUCUUAUUGACAACUGUACCAGAAAUUUUUACAUGGAUUACAGUUAUAUUAGCAAAAGACAGUUAUUGUUUGUGCAUAGCACAAUUUAUAAGGGGUGUUACUGGUGGAUCAGCAUUUGCAGUUAUACCAAUGUAUGUUGGGGAAAUAUCUUCACCCAAAUUCCGUGGAAUAAUGGGAACGCUUUCUGUUUUACAACAUCAUGCUGGAUUAUUUUUUGAAACAGCACUAGUGCCAUAUAUUUCAAUAUCUUCAAAUGCAGGGAUUGCUAUAACAAUACCUACAUUUUUAAUUUUAGUUUUCAUUUGGAUGCCAGAAUCACCUUACUAUUUUUUAAUGAAAAAUCAACGAGAAAAUGCCGGGAAAUCUUUAAGAAUAUUAAGCCAAAAUAAUAAAAUCGAAAAACAAUUAGAUCAAUUGGAAAGAAUUGUUCAAGAGGAACAAAAUGAAGUGCAAAAUUUUACCGAAAUAUUUCGAGUUAAAAAUAAUCGAGUUAGUUUUAUUCUAUGUCUAGGAAUUAUGUCCAUUCAACAUUUAACAGGUUUCGUUCCUUUACUCGUAUAUGCUCAGCUAAUAUUAGAUAAAUCCAAUUCACCAAUUGAUCCUUACAUAAGUGGAAUUAUAAUCCAAGGUUUUGGUCAGCAGCUACAACGCAACGGUAGAGAUAAAGAUGGUAGUUAUGGCACGUUUGCCUAA
Chrysoperla carnea is the source of this 1169-nucleotide messenger RNA. RefSeq names its product facilitated trehalose transporter Tret1-like. Lineage: Eukaryota; Metazoa; Arthropoda; Insecta; Neuroptera; Chrysopidae. The record is from RefSeq and is a predicted model, not a curated record. The coding region runs from base 24 to 1169 and encodes 381 amino acids. The transcript has 3 exons. Gene Ontology annotation, biological process: transmembrane transport. Gene Ontology annotation, cellular component: membrane. Gene Ontology annotation, molecular function: transmembrane transporter activity.